Messenger RNA from Daldinia vernicosa, 1178 nucleotides. RefSeq names its product putative vivid protein. Gene Ontology annotation, cellular component: nucleus. NCBI's taxonomy places the organism in Eukaryota, Fungi, Ascomycota, Sordariomycetes, Xylariales, Hypoxylaceae. Bases 154 to 792 code for a protein of 212 amino acids. The transcript has 3 exons. The record is from RefSeq and is a predicted model, not a curated record.
UAGGAUAUUCCAAGUUACAGUGGAGAUUUAUCCUGGGAUCCCAAGUUAUAAGCUUGCCCACCCGCCGCGCCUCUCUCGUCAUAAGGAUCCGACAUUCUCGGGAUACCCUUGGACUUACAUAACUAUAUUCUCACUCAUAAAUACCAUCUCAGGAUGACUAUCAUGAACUCUUGGGAAGAGAGUGCGCUGCAAGUAUGUCACUAUUUUCACUCUCUGGUUAUUUCCACUACAGGCUAUUAUCUAGCAUACCGAUACCAGGACGAUGGACAAUUUACAGGAGUAUCGGCUAGCAUUGCAAUGGAUCCAAAGGAUACUGUGCACGAUAGUAUAAUCUACCCCGGGCUCUAUGCUCCGAGUGGCUUUGAUAUGAUGAGUAUACUCAUACGAGUCAUGACAAGACCAAACCCUGUCAUCGAACUCGGCCCCAUCGAUGCCUCCUGUGCUCUUAUCCUGUGCGAUCUCCAGCAACAAGACUACCCCAUAGUCUACGCCUCAGGCCCCUUCACCGAGUUAACCGGCUACUCGCACUCCGAGGUGAUCGGACUAAACUGUCGGUUCCUCCAAGCGCCAGGCGGGAGAGUCCGGAAACAAUCAACUCGCAAGUACGUGAACAAGGACGUCCUCAAGAGGAUGCGGCGGUCCGUGGAAGCGAAUGACGAACUGGCCGUCGAAGUCGUCAACUUCAAGAAGAACGGGGAUAGAUUCGUCAACGUGUUGACCAUGAUCCCGGUGCACUGGGACAGUCAGAUGCCGCGGUACUCGGUGGGCUUCUUGGCUGAGAAGACUUGGUGAAGGCAGUGAUCAUCAUCGGAAACUACCUACCAACCUGAUCUUUUAACAACAAGUAUCCAAGGGGGGAGGGAAACAAAACACGAAGGAGAAGGGCGUCAGGGAGCGAAAUUAUCUUUUUUCGAAUUUGAAGCAUGAUACCCCCGUCGUUAAUCCACGCUACCAGGCGCCAGCAUCACACGUCUUUUCGUCGUCGCCAGGCAUAUUAUUUCUGCUUUUAGGCAUCUAAUCUGCAUCUGAUACCCCAUUUUCUAUAUCACGGACUGGCCAUGCUGUCGAUGGGAAUCAUGGAAGCGCAUUUGAAGAUUAUUUUGUUUAUUUUUUGGAGGGGCGAAGUCGGAAGACGAGGUUAUGAGCGAGCUGAUGGUGUUUGUUAUUGGGGGAGUGAG